This is a messenger RNA of Octodon degus (degu), 3916 nucleotides long. RefSeq names its product formin. The coding region runs from base 335 to 3805 and encodes 1156 amino acids. The record is from RefSeq and is a predicted model, not a curated record. Gene Ontology annotation, cellular component: actin filament; cytoplasm; nucleus. Gene Ontology annotation, molecular function: microtubule binding. Gene Ontology annotation, biological process: actin nucleation. NCBI's taxonomy places the organism in Eukaryota, Metazoa, Chordata, Mammalia, Rodentia, Octodontidae. The transcript has 16 exons.
GCCAACGACAAAAAGCCUUUUGUCCGGGGAAAUAAAUACGGAAGUCCCAGAAGAGCAGCCGUCCCUCCGUGUGUAGUAAGGUGCGCAGCCUGUGCUGCUUGUGGGCAUAGAGCUCCAGGCGUUUCACAGUUGCCCUAGACGACGUCUAGCAAACCGGAAGGGAGGGCACAGUGUCCUGAAAGAGACCAAGUGUGUUCUCUGGGCCGCUGAGAGACUGGCUCCCUCAGGCCUCCUGUUGUUCCCUGUCCUGUAAGUUCAGAGCAGGUGGAGUGGAUGAAGAGAAAGCAGGGAGAAAAUAACUCAAGUCAGAGCUUCCUCCAAGGGCACUGCAGACAUGGAGGAGGUUGGUAACUCUCUGAAUGGCAGUGAUGUGUUGGAGCCAGAGAAACCAGAAGCUGGACUUGAAAUGGCUCAGUCUAUCCUCAGUAAGUUCUCCAUGAAAUCCCUGUUUGGAUUUACAAGUAAAUUGGACUACAUGAAGCCUACAGAGGAAGAGGCAGUGCUGAAAGCAUUCCACAGCUUAGAUGUGGACCCCAUACCACGACAGGACGAUCCCAGCAAUGGUCUGGAUCUUCAGCAGACAGAGACUCCAGUUCUACCUGAUUCUCCAAAUGAUGGGAAUACUGCAAGGGUGGAGACAGGAUCAGAGGGAAGUCAUGGGAAAGCGGAAGCAGGGGCUUCGCUCCCUGGCCAAGAGCUUCUUCCACUUGCAGCUCUGGGUGUGGAUGGGGAUGAUGUCAUUUGUGUCCGUGGGACCCUCGUGCAGACUACCAGUGAUUCUGACUCUGACGGUGGUGGCCAGGAGCUGGAGGAAGGAGGCAGCACCAGCACUCCAAAGUCUCCCCAUGUUGCUUUAUCUGAACCAUCUCAGGAGUCCAAAGAGAACUUAGGAGAUGCUAGGGCAAUCAUUGCUCCUGGGGAAGUGGAUGAUGCCGAGCUGUGUGCAGAAGAUCCUCAAAGGACUCCCACAAGGAGUAGUGCCCUGGAACCUGAAGACAGUGGCCUUCAAACAGAGCACAGCCCCAGCCAUGGCCAUGCAGAAGGGUCCCAAGACCCACCUGCAGCAGCACACCAGAAUUUGAGUACUGAUGCUACUGAGGCUGUGUCUUCUAAAAGAGAAGUCCUUGGGGAGAAGUCAUUCCAGCUUCCGGCCUUUUUCAGUGGGCUUCGUGUGCUGAAGAAGGGGGCUGCAGCAGAGGUGGGAGAAACCAUCACUGAAAUUAAGCCAAAGGAUGGAGACCUGGCUUUGCUCAAGUUGACUCAGCCUGUCCAGAAGUCUCUGGGGCAGGCAGGGCCCCAGGCAGUGAAGAGCAGUGAGAGAACAACCGAUGCAAAGGCCACUCCCACUCUCCUGGAGCAGCUCUCUCAGCUGCUCAGCAUUGACAUGCCCAAAACUGACCCAAAGGCAGCAGACCCCGUGUUGCCCAGGGAAGCAGAGAUGGGCUGCAGUACUGACCAGGAGGGCCAGGGGGGCUCUGGAAAUGCCCAAGCCCAGAGCGGCGAGGUCAAGCCCAAGCCCCCAGAGACAGCCCUGGAAGCCUUCAAAGCCUUAUUCAUCCGUCCCCCCAAGAAGGGGACCACAGCUGACACUUCUGAGCUGGAAGCUCUCAAGCGCAAGAUGAGGCAUGAAAAGGAGUCCCUCAGAGCUGUGUUUGAACGGUCCAAGUCAAGGCCGGCGGAUGGUCCCUCAGAUUCCAAAAGUCCUGACCAGAGCCCCACAGAGCAGGACGACAGGACUCCGGGCCGACUCCAAGCUGUCUGGCCACCCCCAAAGACAAAAGACACAGAAGAGAAAGUGGGAUUGAAGUACACUGAAGCAGAAUACCAAGCUGCUAUUUUACACUUGAAGAGAGAACACAAAGAAGAAAUUGAAAACCUACAGGCUCAGUUUGAACUUCAGGCAUUUCAUAUACGGGGCGAGCACGCAGCAAUUACAGCUCGGCUGGAAGAAACCAUUGAAAAUCUCAAGCACCAGUUAGAAUGCCGAUGGCGAGGAGGAUGCCAGGAGCUGAGAGAUGCCUGCGUCUCCACCGACGACUGCCCUCCCAAGGCCUACAGAAAUGUGUGCAUCCAGACAGACAGACAGUCCUUCCUCAAACCCUGCGAGGGUGAGAGCAAGACAGCCAGAAGUAACCACAUAGUGCCCAAAAAGCUGAACAUCUCUUCUCUAAGCCAGCUCUCUCCCCCAAAUGACAACAAAGAUAUCCACACGCCACUUCAGAAUGGGGAAGGCAGCUCACCAAGUCACCCGAAGACGUCCCCUCCUGCUCCCCCAAUGCCCCCACCCCUUCCCAUUCCACCCCCUCCACCCCUCCCGUCUGUACUUGGAACUUCAGUGCCGCCAGAGCCCCCCACCCCAGCUGUGAGUGCUGCCCCUCCGCCUCCACCUCCUCCGCUGCCUCCUCCUCCGCUGCCUCCUCCCCCGCCCCUGCCUCCAAGUGCUGGACCUCUGGUGCCUCCUCCCCCACCACCACUUCCUAACUCCCAGGCUGUGCCUAGCAGCAGCGGGACACCCCCAACCCCUGCAUCCCUGGGACCUGCACCUCCACCCCCUCCUGGACUCUUCUUUGGACUCAGCUCUUCUUCCAGCCAAGCUCCUAGAAAGCCAGCUGUGGAGCCCCGUCAUCCCAUGAAGCCCUUGUACUGGACCAGAAUCCAGAUAGGAGAUGGGAGACAUUCUCAAGGAAUUAAUGAAAUGCUGGGCGUUUUCUCCUGGCACUCUCGGGGCAGCAAUGCCGUGAUGAUCAUCAAGUUAUUGAAUGGAAAACGAUCUCAAGCUGUGGGAAUUUUGAUAUCUAGUUUACAUUUAGAAAUGAAGGAUAUUCAUCAAGCCAUUUUUAAUGUGGAUGACUCUGUGGUUGAUCUGGAGACUCUAGAGGCCUUAUAUGAAAACAGAGCCCAAGAAGAUGAACUGGUUAAAAUAAGAAAGUAUUAUGAAACAUCCAAAGAAGAGGAAUUGAAGCUGCUCGAUAAACCUGAACAAUUUUUGCAUGAGUUAGCCCAGAUCCCUAAUUUUGCUGAGCGUGCCCAGUGCAUCAUCUUCAGGUCUGUCUUUUCUGAAGGUGUCACAUCUCUGCACCUGAAGGUAGAGAUUGUCACACGUGCCUCGAAGGGCUUGCUGCACAUGAAGAGUGUGAAAGAUAUCUUAGCUAUCAUUCUGGCUUUUGGAAAUUACAUGAACGGAGGAAAUAGGACUCGGGGUCAAGCAGAUGGAUAUAGUUUAGAAAUCCUGCCCAAACUCAAGGACGUCAAAAGUCGGGAAGCUGGGACAGAAAAGAGUGUUUUCCCCCUGCCUGAACCCCAGGACUUCUUUCUGGCUUCCCAAGUCAAGUUUGAAGAUCUCACUGAAGAUUUGAGAAAGCUGAAGAAGCAACUAGAAGCAAGUGAAAAACAGAUGAUGGUGGUGUGCAAGGAGUCCCCAAAGGAAUAUCUCCAGCCUUUCAAGGACAAGCUAGAGGAGUUCUUCCAGGAAGCCAAAAAGGAACAUAAAAUGGAAGAAAGUCACUUGGAGAAUGCACAAAAGAGUUUUCAAACAACUGUGAAAUAUUUUGGGAUGAAGCCAAAGGCUGGUGAGAAGGAGGUCACCCCCAGCUAUGUGUUUAUGGUGUGGUACGAGUUCUGCAGUGACUUCAAGACAAUCUGGAAACGAGAGAGUAAAAACAUAUCGAAAGAAAGAUUGAAAAUGGCUCAAGCAUUAGUCAGCAAGUUGACAUCAGAGAAGAAAGUGGAAACAAAAAAAAUCAAUCCGACUGCUAGUCUGAAAGAAAGAUUGUGUCAGAAAGAAGCCAGUAUGGCCACAAACUAAGAUGGAGACCCACGAAGAUGAUGGUGUUGCGGAAGGAGAACCUUGGGUUCUCCUAACCCAGUGCAGCAGGAAUUGCGUGAAAGAUUUCUCAUUAAAUGUUCGCUUUACUCA